Bombus pascuorum is the source of this 886-nucleotide messenger RNA. RefSeq names its product methyltransferase-like 26. The transcript is spliced from 3 exons. Bases 215 to 847 code for a protein of 210 amino acids. The record is from RefSeq and is a predicted model, not a curated record. Lineage: Eukaryota; Metazoa; Arthropoda; Insecta; Hymenoptera; Apidae.
GUUAUUGUAUAACAUAAUUAUAUCUAAAGAGCUGUAAAAAGUACUAUCUAGUAUCAUUUUAUGAUUCUUAAUAAAUACGUACAUUAUUCAAGCAUAAAGCAAAAAUUCAAGCGUAAAUAAGCAUUAAGAAACAUUCGGUAAAAUAUUAAUACGAGUGCAGUAACUAGAUACGAAUGCAAUUAUUCAUUGUGCUGCUGAUCAUAGGUCCAGAAUUAUGGCUGCCAAAAUGCUAAUUUAUCCUGCAGCUGAACGUAACAAAAAUCCAAUUUUGUCAGUUCUUCAAAAAUAUAUUCAGCAUGGUCCAGAUAAAACUUUUUUGGAAAUUGCAUCUGGUUCUGGACAACAUAUAGCCCAUUUUGCUACUCGUUUUCCUCAAAUUUCAUUUUAUCCUUCAGAAUAUGAAUCAAGGCUAUUCGAAAGUAUUGCAGCUCAUACAAAUGGGCUUAUAAAUGUGAAAGACCCUUUAAAGAUAGAUAUCACAACAGAUUUUCAUACUUGGGGUAAUAAUAUCUUUAAAGAAGCCAAUAUUGAUUAUAUAUAUAAUGCAAAUAUGAUACAUAUUUCACCUUAUCAGUGUUGUGUUGGUUUAUUUAAUAAUGCGGGUAAAUUGUUAAAGGAUGAUGGUAUUUUAUUUACAUAUGGACCUUAUGCUAUAGACGGAAAAAUAACGCCAGAAAGUAACGUUAAUUUCAAUAAAUCAUUGAAGCUUCAAGAUUCAAACUGGGGCCUGAGAGAUAUUAAUGAUCUGAAAGCAUUAGCAGAAAAGAAUGGUAUUAAGUUAAUAAAUGUUAUUGACAUGCCUGCUAACAAUAAAACUAUUAUAUGGAAAAAAAUGUUAAGUACAUAGUAACGGUGAAGUAAUUGAGUCAGGAAGAUGAAAAAUAGU